Molecule: messenger RNA, 1060 nt
Organism: Quercus lobata
Lineage: Eukaryota; Viridiplantae; Streptophyta; Magnoliopsida; Fagales; Fagaceae
Product: probable methyltransferase At1g27930
Exons: 2
Coding region: 1-660 (219 amino acids)
Biological process (GO): xylan biosynthetic process
Source: RefSeq, a predicted model, not a curated record
AUGACAAAAGAGAGAGAUAAAGAGAGUUCUUGGAGUCGGAGUCUUAGGAGAGUAAUAAAAGAAAAGAAUCACACUGCUCAAAAGCAACGGGUAAGAAAGAGCUUCACCCAGCCAACACGGUGCACCUCGCUGAACCCGCGUGGCAAAACGGUGUUCCUCGAGGAAGAUCCGAAGUGGUUCCAGACGGUUCUCAAGGACUCGCCGUACCUGAAGGCUCACACGGUCAAGUACCAAACCCAGCUCUCCCAGGCCGACCAUCUCCUCUCCUCGUACCGCUCCGAACGCCUCUGCUCGCCGUCCGAUGCGUACCUACGUGGCAACACGCGGUGUCGUUUGGCGCUCGAGAAUCUUCCCAAUGAGGUGUACGAGACGGAGUGGGAUUUGAUAAUGAUCGACGCGCCGAGAGGGUACUUCGCCGAAGCGCCAGGUAGGAUGGGUGCGAUUUUCUCGGCGGCGAUCAUGGCGAGGAACAGGAAGGGAUCCGGUGUGACGCACGUGUUCUUGCACGAUGUUGAUCGGAGAGUAGAGAAGGCUUUUGCUGAAGAGUUUCUUUGUAGGAAGUACUUGGUUAAGGCUGUCGGGAGGCUCUGGCAUUUUGAGAUUCCGUCUGCGGCUAAUAACGCUAGUGUUGCUGGGAGUAACUCAGUUACUUUUUGCUGAGUUUAAUUUUUGGAAGACCUCUUUGGUCCACCCGAUCUGGAAGUUGACGAUGGUGCAGAUGAUGGGAGGUUGGGAUUGAGAGCGGUUGGUGGUGAUAUAGGCUUGGAGUUCAAGGGCAGAUUGCUGGCGGGUCGGAUUAGAUCUAGGGCGCAUAGGAGGACCUAAGAUGAGUGGGUUUUGAGAGAAGGAAGAGGAAAUAUAAGUGGUGGUGGUGCCGAAGAUGGAGGGAAUGACGAGGGUAGUGUGGAAAUUACGGGAGGAAAGGUGGGUGCAAAGCUCCAUGCAAGGGUGAAGGAUUGAAUACAUGUUUGAAUAACCAAUGGACAAGAGAAUAGCAAUACUGUUGGUUUGUGUUUUGUUCUAAAAGAAGUUCUUAAGCAAAAAAAAAAAACCCUAACUU